UCAUAUAUUCUUUGCCAUUCUUGGUUUGCUCUGUCCCCUUUUUCUGGUUAUAUGUGUUGAUUCAGAUCUGGGUUUUUGCAUUUUGGGUGUUUGCUGUUUAAAGAUAGUUUCUUGGAUGGUUCUCAUGCUGUUCUUGAAUCACCAUUGAUGAUGGAGUAUAAGCUGUAAAGAUUUGUUUGGUGAAGGUAACUUUACAUAUGUCAUGCUGUUUUGAAGUGGGUAUUUUUAUGGUAAUGCUUGUGUAUUAGCAUUAUUAUUUUUUUUUUAUUGUUUUCUUGAUUGAUAAAAAAGGGAUAGUAACUUUGUUGAAGAUUAGGGUUUCAACUUUCAUGAUUUUCCUUUCAUUUGUUCUUUAGUAGUGGUUGGUACUUUUGUGUUAACUGUAAAGGAUCUUGAAGUUGAGGUAUAAAGAGGAAGAGAGCUAUCAAAGUGGUGAGUUAUGAAGAUAAAUGGCAGUAGAUUGUGCUUAAAUUUGUUGAUUGUAGUUUCUUUGUAUGUGAGAAUUGGAGAAGGUCAGGGAAAUUCUAUUCUUUUAAACUGUGGUACAAAUUCCACCAUCAAUGUGGGUGGUAGGAGAUGGGUUGGUGACUCGGCCACCGGGGGCAAUGUUACCCUUAGUUCUUCUGGCAUUGAGGUCUCAACUAGUACAUUUGAUGGAGAUCAAACUUAUACACCACUUUAUAAGACUGCGAGGGUGUUUGUGGAUAGCUUGAAUUAUACAUUUCGAGGAGCACAAGGGAGUUAUUUUCUUAGGCUCCACUUUUAUCCAUUCUCCUCUGAGAAUCGAAAUGUCAAUGACUCUUCUUUCGUUGUUCAGGCAAAUGGGAUAAAAUUGUUAUCUGGAUUUAAUGUCCCUGAUGAGAUAUUGCAGAAGAAUCUGUACAUAGCGAAAUUGGGAGGGAAUUCGAGUUUUUCAUAUCUAGUAAAGGAAUUCUUUUUCACUGUCAGUGGGGAUGUUCUUAUGGUUGAAUUUAUUCCAGCAAAGGGAUCUUUCGGAUUUGUCAAUGCAAUAGAGAUAGUAAAUGUUGAAAAUAAACUGUUUGUUGAUUCAGUCAGCAAAGUGGGUAGCAAUGGGGAGACAAGUGUUUUGAGUUUGAGCAAACGGGGGAUUGAGACUAUGUAUCGACUCAACGUUGGUGGUUCCCCAAUUAAAGCUGAUGAAGAUUUAAGUCUUGGAAGAGUUUGGGAAGCAGAUUCAAGCUACAUGUUAACUGCAAAUGCAGGAUCAGAUAUCCACACUCGUGCAAACAUUACUUAUGCUUCUGCAAAUGAUACUUCAAUAGCGCCACUUGUAGUCUAUAGAAGUGCAAGAACUAUGUCCAACACCCAAGUGAUGGAGAAGAGAUUCAACAUGUCAUGGAAAUUUGAAGUGGAUCCUGAUUUUGAUUAUAUGAUUCGUCUACAUUUCUGUGAACUAAGUUUUGACAAGGCAAAUGAAAGGAUUUUCAGAAUCUACAUAAAUAAUAAAACUGCAGCAGACAACUUUGACAUUUUUAAGCAAGCUGGAGGGAAAUACAAGGCAUAUCAUCAGGAUUUUCUUGAUAUGGUGCCAUCAGUGGUAAAUACCCUCUGGAUACAACUAGGUCCCGACCCGACAGCAGGUGCUGUUGGAACUGAUGCACUCUUGAAUGGACUGGAGAUUUUUAAGUUGAGUCGAAAUGGGAAUCUUGCCUAUGUGGGCAAACUUGAAAAUCCAGGAGCAAGAAAAACUUCAAAAAGUGUGAUUCUAUGGGUGAGCAUUGGAGCUGGAAUAGCUUCUAUUGUCAUUAUUGCCGCAUCAAUUGCACUAAUCACUUGUUUUUGUCAGAAGAGGAGAAACAAAGAAACUGACACCAAGAAACAUCCUCCUGGAUGGCGACCACUAUUUCUUCUAAACAGCACAGCUAAUGCAAAAGCAUCUUUGCAUCAGAGUUUACACGGGUCGAUGGCCCCUAAUAGAACUGGUAGACGCUUUACAUUAGCAGAGCUUAAAGCUGCAACUAACAGUUUUGAAGACAGUUUAAUAAUUGGAGUAGGAGGAUUUGGUAAGGUGUACAAAGGGGAGAUAGAAGAUGGAACACUUGUAGCAAUUAAGCGAGCCAACCCGCAAUCUCAACAAGGUCUGACGGAAUUCGAAACUGAGAUUGAAAUGCUAUCAAAGCUUAGGCACAAGCAUUUAGUCUCCAUGAUUGGUUUCUGUGAUGAACAGGAUGAGAUGAUCUUAGUAUAUGAGUAUAUGGCAAACGGGACCUUAAGAAGUCAUAUAUUCGGAAGUAAUCUCCCACCAUUAAGUUGGAAGCAACGAAUUGAAGUUUGCAUUGGUGCAGCUCGGGGGUUGCAUUACCUCCACACAGGAGCAGACCGUGGCAUCAUUCAUAGAGAUGUUAAGACAACCAACAUCUUGUUAGAUGAGAAUUUUGUGGCGAAAAUGGCUGAUUUUGGGCUAUCCAAAACUGGUCCCUCUCUGGAACACACGCAUGUUAGUACUGCAGUCAAAGGAAGUUUUGGAUAUCUCGAUCCAGAAUAUUUCAGGCGACAACAACUGACUGAGAAGUCUGAUAUUUAUUCCUUUGGAGUGGUUUUGUUUGAAGUUGUUUGUGCUCGUGCUGUCAUAAACCCAAGCUUGCCGAGGGAUCAGAUCAAUCUUGCUGAAUGGGCAAUGCGAUGGCAACGACAAAGAUCACUUGAAACCAUUAUCGAUCCUCAUCUCAAAGGAACAUACUCACCAGAAUCAUUGACAAAAUUUGCGGAGAUUGCAGAAAAAUGUUUAGCAGAUGAGGGAAAGAGCCGGCCUGCAAUGGGUGAAGUCUUAUGGCACUUGGAAUAUGUUCUACAAGUUCAGGAAGCUUGGUUGCGUUCCAUCAAUGGGGAAAACUCUUUCUCUAGCAGCCAAGUUUUGGCAGAUCACGAGUCAAGGGAAGAAGUGGAUGUUCCAGAAGCCACGACAUCAGACAGGGGGACUGAUUUAGACCCAAAAAGGUUUGAAGAUGCAUAAACAUCAAGAUACUUUGGUACAAAAAGUAGUGUUUUUUACUUAAUUCUUUUAUUUGUUGUUUCCUAUACAGAGACCCGAAAGUCUCCACAACAUCUAUAUUGAUAUGUUGCGAGCAUGAUUUGUAUCUAGUAUGCAUGCUUAUAAGUUUGCUCUUUAUGCACUCUGAAGUCUGAUCUUCUUAUCGGAGGCUUUCUUGAGAGCUACUUACUAGCAGCUAUUUAUUCUUUUAUUCUUCUUUACGUUCUUAGAGAGUUGGGGAGUAGGAUUGUAAGCUUGGUUGGAGAAGUUUACUCUCAGAUUUUCCAUUUAUGGAUACUAAGAUUUUGUUGUCUUAAUCCAAGGUAUGUUUCUGUUA
Messenger RNA from Daucus carota subsp. sativus, 3329 nucleotides. Its product is annotated as probable receptor-like protein kinase At1g30570. Gene Ontology annotation, cellular component: plasmodesma; plasma membrane. The transcript has a single exon. NCBI's taxonomy places the organism in Eukaryota, Viridiplantae, Streptophyta, Magnoliopsida, Apiales, Apiaceae. Bases 440 to 2974 code for a protein of 844 amino acids. Gene Ontology annotation, biological process: protein autophosphorylation. The record is from RefSeq and is a predicted model, not a curated record. Gene Ontology annotation, molecular function: transmembrane receptor protein tyrosine kinase activity; ATP binding.